GAGAACUGCCCCUAGGAAACAGGGACCCCAGCUUUCACUGGGGGCGGCAACGCCGCCCCUUGGACAGUCUCCCAGCUUUUCCCAGCUGGCCCCACAGCUGCUGCUGCUGGGCCAGGGCCAGGCUGAGCCAGGGGACAUUAGCAUUAGGGGGCACACAGGGGCCAGGGAGCCAGAAUAGCAGGUACCAGGAUGCUGAGUCUCUGAGUCAGGAUCAGGAGAACAAACACCUGCGACACAGAAGCCCUGUGCCUGGCUGCAGGACUGAGGACAGGGCCAGACAGAUCCAGGCAGCAGUGAGCUGAGGGCGACAGAUGACGCUGGGGACAGACAGCAGCACAUCCCCUGUUGGGUGACUGGGCUCCUGUCUCCCCCAGGCCCCUCUGUGCUGAAGUGCCUUGUGAAACGCAGCGCGGGGAAUCCUCAGAGGUCCCAUGGGCUGUGUCUUCCUCUGUGCCCCGCCCAGAUCACCCCUGCUGCUCCUCGGCUCCCAAGAGGCAGCCCUGAAUCGCCAUCCACCUACAUCCCUCGUCCAUAGCUGAUGCAAAGAGGCCGAGCCCCAGCCCCAAGCGCCUGCCUGAGCACCCAGAGUUCUGUGCGUCUGCACGGGCGGCCAGCCGCUGAGCCCAGGCCGGGCCACGCUCUGCGCACAGGAGGCGGCUGGAUUUCUCCGUCCUAGUUGGCCUCGGGAGAGCCUCAUCCUGACUCCGCCAGGUCUCCUGUCCCUGGUCUGCUGCCCCCGGCGCCGUCGGGAGUCGAGGCAAUGGUGCCUCAAAAGAAGGACCAGGUGCUGCUACAGAACACAGCGCCCCCUGGGUGCCACCCCCAGCACCUCUCGCAACUCGUGGACUCUCCUCCCUGCAGCCGCCGGCCUGUCUCCCCCCACCAGUCCCAACCCCCGUCCCUGCCACCUUCCACUGGGUCCCAGCCCCCCUUCUCCCCUCCCCCACGAGCCCGUUCUCCGGCCUGCCAAUUCUACUCUUCUGACUCAAAUUCCGACUUAGCUCUUCAUCUCUACUCUUCCUCCCUCCCCAGCUCCCCCACUUUCUUUCACCAGAACUCCCUCUCGGUCCCCCUUCAACACUCCUCCUCUCCCUCGAGCCACUGGCUGUACCCCUCUCCUCCUCUCACACCCUGCUCGGCUCCGUCCCAGCCCCAGAACUCCUCACCCCGCUCACGCUGCCAGUCUCCUUCGAGGCCCGAAGACCUGCCCAGCUCCACCCACCCCUCCCCAAGCCCCAGCAACAGGCAGUCAUGUUGCUGGGAACAGUGCCGGGACACCAGGUCCCCCGGGGCUGGGGGGUGCGUGGCAAGCGAGAGGGACCCUGCGGAGUUCAGGGACCCAGGGGCCCUGGCCCAGGCCCUGGUGGUCCACCUGGGGCACCGCCGCAUCGCACAAGACCUGCGGCUGUUACUUUUGCAACGCCUGUGGCUAGGCAGAAUCGGCCAGGCCCCAGUGGUGGAGUACCCCAUAUGCCUGGUGUGCCUCCGGCCCCGCAGUCCCUCUUGCCCCACCCCCAGGUACAAGACUGGACCCAAGCUGCUGGCCUUCCCCCAGCUGCUGCCCUGUGCACAGGGCCAGGGAUCCGGGCCACUCCAGAUAGGAAUUGGCUUCGGCCUCCGCCUGCCUCUGGGCCAGGCCAGGGCCCUACAUCUGAUACCAGAAAGAAGACGGCAGGAAGCAGGGCCCCAGGGCGAGGCCACUCAGGCCCAGCGGAGUCAGGCACCAAUGUCUCCAGCCCCGGCCCCAGGCACACCCUCCCAGGCCGGGAGCCACAAGUCUGGAAGCCGUCACUCACCAAACUCCACCCGCCGUCCAGGGCCUCCGCCGCAGGCACCAAAGCAGGCUGCGGCCUCCCGAAAGCCCAGGUGUUCUCCGACUCCAAAGAGGCCUGUCUCUCCAAAGUCCAUUCUGCAAAAGUCGCCAGCCGAGCUGCAGAGCCACGGAGGCUCGCCAGAGCACUGCCUCCAAACCCCAGCCACCCCGCUAGGCCCCAGAUCUCGGGGAGUCCCCGAGACACCCUGAAAGGCUGGCUGGCCGGAAGUCAGGUGUGUGCUCCUGCCCUGAACCCUGGGAGCCCCUUGUGGAGUCUGCUGUCUCCCGGCUGAGAGGACCAGCCACGCCCAAGGCCCCACGAAGCCAAGGUGCAUCCAAUAAAACCCGCCCCCGUGCA
Messenger RNA from Oryctolagus cuniculus (rabbit), 2171 nucleotides. RefSeq names its product proline rich 30 (gene PRR30). The record is from RefSeq and is a predicted model, not a curated record. Lineage: Eukaryota; Metazoa; Chordata; Mammalia; Lagomorpha; Leporidae.